AUGGCAGCCUCCGAGACGGUUAGGCUACGGCUUCAAUUUGAUUACCCACCGCCAGCCACCCCGCACUGCACGGUCUUCUGGCUUCUGGUCGACUUGAACAGAUGCCGAGUUGUCACGGAUCUCAUUAGUCUUAUCUGCCAGCGCUUCGGCUUCAGCUCUGGGGCCAUCCUAGGCCUCUACCUGGAGGGGGGACUCUUGCCCCCCGCGGAGAGCGCGCACCUGGUGAGAGACAACCAUCGCCUCAGAGUUAAAUUAGAAGAGAGAGGAGUUGCUGAGAAUUCUAUAGUAGUUAGUAAUGGUGACAGUACACAUUUAUCAGCCAGAAAAGCAAAGAAAUGGAGAUUUAAGUUAGAGGAGGACAAGGAAAUUGAACCAAGUUACAAAUAUUCAAAGAAGCACUGGAAGAGGCAAGAGAACAAUAGCAAUAAUGAGAAGGCCUUGGAUCUGGAGCCAAAAGCUAUCACAGAUCAGACCGUGAGGAAAAAGAAUAAGAGAAAAAACAAAGCGACAUGUGGUGUAGUGGAUGAUGGUGACGAAGAAACCAAAAGAAAAUCACCAAAGAAAAAGGGGAAAUGUGAAUAUAAAAAAAAGACAAAGAAUCCCAAGUCUCCAAAAGCGCAGGCAGUAAAAGAGCAGACCAUCCAGAGCUGUAGUCCUCCAAAAGGUUCUGCUAGAAACAGCCUUGCUAAAGUCAGAGAGAAAGGUGGUGUAGGCGUUUGUUCAAAAGAUAGUCCCAGUUCCUCCUCGGAGUCUGAGUCUUCUCAUGAAUCCACCAGUGAUGGUCUCAGCAAUGCCACUUUGGAGGUCAAAAAUUCCUCAGAAAAAGCAUCAGCUGAGUUAUCAAAGGAAGGACCCUCUACAAAAAACCCAGCUGCAAACAAACCGGCUGCCAAAGCUGGCUUUAACCUUACCCCCACCAAGGACAAGACCUCAUCAUCUUCUAGUUCAAACUUUAAUUCAGAGUCAGAUGACCAAUGCAUGAUAUCAAAGACCACCCCAGAGCGUGCUGCGAGUUUCUUAAAGACCAUAGGCCUCUUUGCAGGAAGAGGUUGUCCGGGUCCGGGGUCAUCAUCACAGUCUCCAAGUGCUGCUGGGUGGAAGCAUUCUGACUCAAAUGGAGGCAGACAGGCUCCUGGUCCUCCUCCCAACGUGUCUCUCCACCCUAAUUUAGGAAGAGGAUGGGGUAGAGGAGAGGACCUUCUCUCUUGGAAGGGAGCUAGGGGUCGGGGCAUGCGUGGGAGAGGGCGAGGACGAGGGCAGGCUGUUUCUAGUCUUUUAAAUAGAAACACUGAAUACCAGAAGCAGCAGCAGUUAAAUGAAACAGUAACAAACUCAGCUACUAUUAUCCAGAAUCCAAUAGAGACACACAAGAAGGACUAUACUUUGUUACCGCUGCUGGCAGCUGCCCCUCAAGUUGGAGAAAAGAUUGCAUUUAAGCUUUUGGAACUAACAUCUGAUUACUUUCCUGAUGUCUCUGACUAUAAGGAAGGAAAAAUAUUAACACCGAGCAAGAUGGCAGCCUCCGAGACGGUUAGGCUACGGCUUCAAUUUGAUUACCCACCGCCAGCCACCCCGCACUGCACGGUCUUCUGGCUUCUGGUCGACUUGAACAGAUGCCGAGUUGUCACGGAUCUCAUUAGUCUUAUCUGCCAGCGCUUCGGCUUCAGCUCUGGGGCCAUCCUAGGCCUCUACCUGGAGGGGGGACUCUUGCCCCCCGCGGAGAGCGCGCACCUGGUGAGAGACAACCAUCGCCUCAGAGUUAAAUUAGAAGAGAGAGGAGUUGCUGAGAAUUCUAUAGUAGUUAGUAAUGGUGACAGUAGUUAUAAUCAUUUGUACCUCCAGCAUAUCACUCAGCUGCUCACUUUUAACCAAACCAUCACCUGCCAAGGGCUGGUGGUUGCUGCCCCCCCUGUCCACUGCCUCACACUGCUUCAGCGCGAGUCCUUUUUGGCAGCCUCUCCUGAAGUUCCCCUGCCCGCGCUCGCCAGCGCGCUGCUUGCCAGCAGCCUCCCCCUCUCGCCUGCAGCUCUCCUAGCUCCCGCCAGCCUCUCCCCUGCUCGGUCUGCGCGCAGCCUCUUCCUCCCGCCCUUGCCAGCUGCUUUACUCGCCUUUCCUCAGGCUGCUCCCUCGCCUUGUUUCCCAGCCCUUCCCCUCGCAGCUGGUUUCUUUCCAAAGCUCCGGUCCCUUUGGUCAGAUGCUUUGUUUAACACCCGGGAUCACCUCUCCUGGGUCCCAGAGUGUACGCGUAUCCACCGUUCACUUGGAAAGUGA
Messenger RNA from Propithecus coquereli (Coquerel's sifaka), 2271 nucleotides. RefSeq names its product coilin-like. The record is from RefSeq and is a predicted model, not a curated record. Gene Ontology annotation, biological process: spliceosomal snRNP assembly. The coding region runs from base 1 to 2271 and encodes 756 amino acids. NCBI's taxonomy places the organism in Eukaryota, Metazoa, Chordata, Mammalia, Primates, Indriidae. Gene Ontology annotation, molecular function: U2 snRNA binding; U1 snRNA binding. The transcript has 4 exons. Gene Ontology annotation, cellular component: Cajal body.